Molecule: messenger RNA, 891 nt
Organism: Lotus japonicus
Lineage: Eukaryota; Viridiplantae; Streptophyta; Magnoliopsida; Fabales; Fabaceae
Product: ethylene-responsive transcription factor ERN3-like
Exons: 1
Coding region: 49-747 (232 amino acids)
Biological process (GO): regulation of DNA-templated transcription
Molecular function (GO): DNA-binding transcription factor activity; DNA binding
Source: RefSeq, a predicted model, not a curated record
UUGCUACAUCAAAGACCUUUGUUAGUAUUAGUAACCACUAAUCAUCUCAUGUUCCUCCAUGCUAAAAUCCAACCCCUUUCUCCUACUCUCAUGGAAAACAAAGACAAAUCAACAUCUCCACCCCAAUCUGAAAAUCAAAACAAGAAUCUCCCUUUGAUGCCUAAUGAAAUAGAUAGAUCCUAUGAGAAUAGAGAGAAGAAGAAGAUUCCCCAAACAGAAAACAAGUGUCAGCAGAAAAAGUUUCUAGGGGUGAGACAAAGGCCUUCAGGAAGAUGGAUUGCUGAAAUCAAAGACUCCUCAUCACAGAAGCUAAGGGUGUGGUUAGGAACCUUUGACAGAGCAGUGGAAGCUGCUCUGGCUUAUGACUCUGCAGCAAGGCUUCUCAGAGGAAAAAAUGCCAAAACAAACUUUCCAAACACUCAUCAUGAGGAAGAUUACUACUGCAGCAGCAUUUUGGGGAAGAAUCCAAGGGCUUACCAGCUUCUUCAUCAGCAUGCAGUCAUGAAGAAGAACCACCAUGCACUAAUUUCCUCAUCUGUUUUUUCUUCCAUCCCUUGGAAAAAUCAGAUCAUGAUGAGAGGAGAAGAACAUGAUGCACUUGUUGAGGAAACUAUUGUUUGCUCUGUUGCCUCUGUUAAUCCUGAAGAAGGGUCUACAGGGAGUAGUGGAAUUUCAUUUGGAAGUUCAAAGGUUUACUCUUCUGUUGUUGUAGCUCCUUCUUUUAGUGCCUCGCAGUGUCAAACAUGAUAAGCUUAACUGUUAACUAUGUCUUUUGUAUUGUAUUCCCAUUCCUAUUUUGCCUCGGGAAAUCAAAGUUGUUUGCAAGACUGAAAAACUGAUAUCAAACUCCAGUUAUGUAAUGAUAUCUGCUACAUGCAUGCUUCCACUAUA